Molecule: messenger RNA, 1072 nt
Organism: Tuber melanosporum (Perigord truffle)
Lineage: Eukaryota; Fungi; Ascomycota; Pezizomycetes; Pezizales; Tuberaceae
Product: 90S preribosome/SSU processome component KRR1
Exons: 4
Coding region: 38-1072 (344 amino acids)
Cellular component (GO): nucleolus; small-subunit processome
Molecular function (GO): RNA binding
Source: RefSeq, a predicted model, not a curated record
CCAACCAACACCUCGAGCUCUGAGCACUACCGUCGCAAUGCCGUCCACACACGACAAAGAGAAGCCAUGGGAUACCGAUGACAUCGACAAAUGGAAGAUUGAAGAAUUCAAACCCGAAGACAAUAAAGCCGGAGCCUUUAUCGAAGAGUCCUCCUUCGCUACGCUCUUCCCCAAAUACCGCGAAACCUACUUGCGUGAAGCCUGGCCGCUAAUUACCCGCACACUCGAAAAGCACCACAUAGCCUGCACGUUGGAUCUAGUAGAAGGUAGUAUGACCGUGAAAACCACCCGAAAGACUUACGACCCCGCCGCGAUCUUGAAUGCCCGCGAUCUGAUCAAGUUGCUGGCUCGCUCGGUUCCCGUCCCGCAGGCGAUCAAGAUUCUCGAGGAUGGGGUUGCGUGCGAUAUCAUCAAGAUUGGGAACUUAGUCAGGAAUAAGGAGAGGUUCGUCAAGCGGCGGCAGAGGAUUUUGGGACCGGGUGGGAGUACGCUUAAGGCUUUGGAGCUGUUGACUGGGUGUUAUAUACUUGUUCAGGGGAGUACUGUUUCUGCGAUGGGAGGGUAUAAAGGGUUGAAGGAGGUUAGGAGGGUGGUGGAGGGUUGUAUGGAUAAUAUACAUCCAAUUUAUCAUAUCAAGGAACUCAUGAUCAAACGAGAACUCCAAAAAGACCCCGAACUAGUCAAUGAGAAUUGGGAUCGCUUUCUCCCACAGUUCAAGAAGAGAACCCUAAGCAAGCGCAAGAAGCCACGGAAAAUCACAGACAAGUCGAAGAAGACAUACACUCCGUUCCCUCCUGCUCCUGAGAAAUCAAAGAUUGACCUCCAGAUUGAGUCCGGAGAGUACUUCCUUUCCAAACAGAGCAAAGAGCGCGCCGCGCGCGACGAGCGAGAAGAAAAACGCAAGGAAAAGAAGGAGGAAAAGAAGAAGGAGCGAGAAAAGGAUUUUGUCCCACCGCUUGAGGCAGGCGAUCGCAAGAAUGAUAAGAAGAAGCGAAAGCACGAGGGCGAGACAAAGGAGGAGAGGAAAGCUAGGAAGGAGGAGAGGAGACGAAGAAAGGCUGCCGAGGCAUAA